GAUCACGAAGAAGCAAAAACCGGAGUCCUCACUCUCUUUCUCUCUCUAAAUCCACCUGAGAUAUAUGCAGAAGAAAAAAGUGAGUAGAGAGAGAGAGUGAGAGGGAGGGAGUGUGUGUUUGAAGCAUAUAACAAAUCUCUAGAUAUCUCGGAGACCCAAAUGUCUGUCUCAAUGGGGAGGAUGGAAUUUGCCGCCGUAUUUCCCGACAAUCCCCGGUUCGAGGCCUCCCGCUUCCUUCUAUAAACAACUCUUCCCUUCCCUUUACUUUCAUUUUUGUUUUUUUGGUGAAGAAGAAGAAGAGUCACUGCUCACUGUUCAGACAGAAGCGCAGAAGCUAAAAGGCCAUCACCACUCACGAACCCAUCUUUCUCCUCUAACUGUGGGGCCUUUAAUCAUGACGACGAACCCUCUGGAGGGCAUGACGGAUGAGUUCUUUGAGCAGAUUCUCGCCAUGCCCGGCUACUCGACCGCCACAGCGGGCAGCGGCUCCGCGGGCACCGCCCCCGACGCCGGCAUGCCGGUGAGCACGGGGAUGGUCCUGCAGAUGGGCCCGGGAGGCGGUUUCCCGGGCAGUAUCUUCCCUCUCGGCCUGAGCCUCGACCAGGGCAAGGGCGGUUUCAUGAAGCCAGAGGAGGCGUCCGGCAGCGGAAAGCGGUUUCGCGACGACGCCGAGGGGAAGUCGCUCCCGCCGGCCGUCAAGUCUACCGCCACCACCGACGAGAGAGAAGCCGCGCAAUCGGUGAACUUGUUCCCGCCGUUCGCGAAUAUUCCUCCCCCGGUUCGUGCCGGCGCCCACCAGUCAGGACAAGGAAUUGCACCAUGCCAGCCUUUUCAUGCUCAGACCGCAACCAGUGCACCUGUGCCACACCCACCAGCAGUACGUCCCAGAGUGCGUGCAAGGCGAGGCCAAGCAACAGAUCCUCAUAGUAUUGCAGAAAGGUUACGCAGGGAAAGAAUUGCUGAAAGGAUGAAGCAGCUGCAGGAGUUGGUACCCAGUUCUAACAAGACGGACAGAGCAGCCAUGCUUGACGAAAUUAUGGACUACGUAAAGUUUCUCAGAUUACAAGUAAAUGUGUUAAGCAUGAGCAGGCUAGGUGGGGCAGGAACUGUUGCGCAACUAGUGGCUGACAUCCCAUCUCCCACUAUCGAGGGAGAAGCAAGUGGAGGUUCAUCCAAGCAACCGCAGCAACAACAAGUUUGGGACAAAUGGUCCGCGGAUGGAACAGAGCGGCAGGUUGCUAAGCUCAUGGAAGAGGAUGUGGGUGCAGCCAUGCAGUUCCUCCAGUCUAAGGACCUCUGCCUCAUGCCCAUCUCACUGGCCAUGGCCAUGUACCACACACACCAGCCAGAUGCACCUGCUACCAGAGUCAAACCAGAACCAAGCACACAAUCAUAGUACUCCCUGCUCCCUUAGCACCUCAUGGCAUGCUGACCACGAGAACCUGCGCCCAUGGUUCAUGAUCAGGGGUUGAUUCUCUGAUUGGGUUAUGGGCUUGGGGUCUCUCUCUCUCUCUCUCUCUCUCUCUAUCCCUGUGGCAAUCUCUUCAAAUAUUAAUGAUACUGUGACUAGAAAAAUCUUAAUAUUCCUUUUACUUUUUUGGUU
This is a messenger RNA of Nymphaea colorata (pocket water lily), 1603 nucleotides long. RefSeq names its product transcription factor bHLH7. Gene Ontology annotation, biological process: regulation of transcription by RNA polymerase II. The record is from RefSeq and is a predicted model, not a curated record. Bases 395 to 1396 code for a protein of 333 amino acids. NCBI's taxonomy places the organism in Eukaryota, Viridiplantae, Streptophyta, Magnoliopsida, Nymphaeales, Nymphaeaceae. Gene Ontology annotation, molecular function: DNA-binding transcription factor activity, RNA polymerase II-specific; RNA polymerase II cis-regulatory region sequence-specific DNA binding; protein dimerization activity. Gene Ontology annotation, cellular component: nucleus. The transcript is spliced from 7 exons.